Messenger RNA from Physeter macrocephalus (sperm whale), 3093 nucleotides. It is a transcript of the gene NOL10, whose product is annotated as nucleolar protein 10. Bases 470 to 2386 code for a protein of 638 amino acids. Gene Ontology annotation, molecular function: protein binding. Lineage: Eukaryota; Metazoa; Chordata; Mammalia; Artiodactyla; Physeteridae. Gene Ontology annotation, biological process: maturation of SSU-rRNA from tricistronic rRNA transcript (SSU-rRNA, 5.8S rRNA, LSU-rRNA). The transcript has 21 exons. The record is from RefSeq and is a predicted model, not a curated record. Gene Ontology annotation, cellular component: nucleolus; 90S preribosome; nucleus.
GUGUCUAACGUGGGCUGUACGUUGGGUUUGUGCUUUUAGAAAUGACAUCUGUUAAUUUUUCUCUUGCUUUUCUUUGAUUUCCUGAGGGUAUGGUUUCUUGACCUCGUCAGUAUUGACAUUUGGGGCUGGACAGCGCUUGUUGUACAGGCUGUCCUGUGCAUUGUAGGAGGUGUGGCAGCAUCCCUGACCUCCACGCACUAGUUGCCAGGAGUGCCCACCCCUUCCCAUUGUGGCAACCGAGUACGCUUGAAGAACUGCCAGAUGCCCUUCGGAGGCAGAAUUGCCCCUGCUUGUGAGCCACUGCUUUAAGCUAAGCGUAAUUGAUUAGUGCUUCAUCACUGGCGCCUGUUCAUGCAAUGGACUUAACGCUGCAAGCUAAAAUAAGUGGCUUUCUGACAGAAAAAAGAGAGCACUUCAGAAGAAAGAUGUCGAUGUCCGUAGGAGAAUUGAACUUAUUCAGGAUUUUGAAAUGCCUACUGUUUGUACCACUAUUAAGGUAUCAAAAGACGGGCAGUAUAUUUUAGCAACCGGAACAUAUAAACCUCGAGUUCGAUGUUAUGACACCUAUCAGUUAUCCUUGAAGUUUGAAAGGUGUUUAGAUUCAGAAGUUGUCACCUUUGAAACUUUGUCUGAUGACUAUUCAAAGAUUGUCUUCCUGCAUAAUGAUAGAUACAUCGAAUUUCAUUCACAGUCAGGUUUCUACUACAAAACCAGAAUACCAAAGUUCGGGAGAGAUUUUUCUUACCAUUAUCCAUCCUGCGACUUGUACUUUGUUGGCGCAAGCUCUGAAGUUUAUAGAUUAAACUUGGAACAAGGACGGUUCCUGAAUCCUCUACAGACUGAUGCUGCGGAGAAUAAUGUUUGUGACGUAAAUUCAGCGCAUGGCUUGUUUGCCGCGGGAACAAUAGAGGGCCGAGUGGAGUGCUGGGACCCAAGGACACGUGGCAGGGUUGGCCUGUUAGAUUGCGCCUUAAGUAGCGUCACAGCUGAUUCAGAGAUAAACAGUUUACCAACGAUCUCUGCUUUGAAAUUUAAUGGUGCCUUGACCAUGGCAGUUGGAACAUCCACAGGGCAGGUUUUAUUGUAUGAUCUUCGGUCUGAUAAGCCAUUGCUAGUUAAGGAUCACCAAUAUGGGCUGCCCAUUAAAUCAGUUCAUUUCCAGGAUUCAUUAGAUUUGAUUUUCUCUGCUGACUCUCGAAUUAUCAAAAUGUGGAAUAAGAACUCAGGAAAAAUAUUUACUUCCUUGGAGCCAGAACAUGACAUUAAUGAUGUUUGCCUCUCUCCCAACUCAGGAAUGCUUCUUACUGCCAAUGAAACCCCCAAGAUGGGCAUCUAUUACAUUCCGGUUUUGGGUCCUGCUCCCAGGUGGUGUUCCUUCUUAGACAACUUGACAGAAGAAUUGGAAGAGAAUCCAGAAAGCACAGUUUAUGAUGAUUACAAAUUUGUCACCAAGAAAGACCUUGAAAAUUUAGGGCUCACCCAUCUUAUUGGAUCACCUUUUCUCCGGGCAUAUAUGCAUGGAUUUUUCAUGGAUAUAAGACUCUACCACAAGGUGAAAUUGAUGGUAAAUCCAUUUGCUUUUGAAGAAUAUAGGAAAGAUAAGAUCCGACAGAAGAUAGAAGAAACACGAGCACAGAGAGUCCAAUUAAAGAAAUUGCCAAAAGUUAACAAAGAGCUGGCACUUAAAUUAAUGGAGGAAGAGGAGGAAAAGCAAAAAUCUACAUGGAAAAAGAAGGUUAAGAGCCUUCCUAAUAUUCUCACCGAUGAUCGAUUUAAAGUUAUGUUUGAGAACCCUGACUUCCAAGUAGACGAAGAGAGUGAAGAAUUUAGGCUUUUGAAUCCACUUGUUUCCAAAAUUAGUGAAAAAAGGAAGAAGAAACUAAGACUCUUAGAGCAACAGGAACUUCAUGAAAAAGAAGAUGAGGAAGAACCGGAAGGAAAACCAAGUGAUGCAGAAAGUUCUGAGAGUUCGGAUGAUGAAAAAGACUGGGUUGCAGAGGUCAGGAAACAGCGCCGACUUCUCCAACAGGAGGAAAAAGUGAAGCGGCAGGAACGGCUCAGAGAGGACCGGCAGACGGUCCUCAAGCCCCAGUUUUAUGAGAUCAAAGCAGGCGAAGAAUUCAGAAGCUUCAGAGAUUCUGCCACAAAGCAGAAGCUGAUGAAUAAAACCCUUGAAGACCGGUUGAAACUCGAAGCGAAAAAUGGGACUCUGAGUGUAUCGGACACCACGGUUGGCAGCAAACAAUUGACAUUUACAUUAAAGAAGUCAGAACAGCAGAAGAGGCAUCAGGAGGCCGCGAAACUGCACCGACAAGAGAGGAAGGCCCUCCGCCGGCCAGCCGGCCCCCUGAAGUGCAGGCCCCGGAGAGGGCGGCCGCCCCACUGAGUCUGCAGCCGACCCCGCGUGUGACUCGGAGGCGCUCGCCCCCCUGCUGGACCAUCGUUAGAGGGUGCCGUCUGCGCCGGGGACGCGCGCUUCCGAAGCCCCGCGGAAACCCUCGCCGCGUCCGCGGGGGCCGGCAUCUGGCAGCGGGUCCCAGGCCUCCGGUCAGACUGCGGGGCUGCGCCCGCUGGCCAGGCAGUGCCCCCAGGGCGCUCCUGUGCCUGCGGCUCCCUGAGAACAUCGUCCCUUUCCCCGGUUUUAAUCAAGUAAACGAGGUGGUUGUUUUUGAAUAUCGUGAAACAUGCACCGUGACGUGAGAGGUUCUCCUGUGCUGAAAUCCAGGACUGACGGUCUUCCAGAAACUUUCUUGCACCGCCUGCCGCCAUCCAUGAAUCACCCCCCGCCCCCCGAGAUGCUGUCCUGUCUCGCCUGACUUGUGAGCGUCAGUCGUGUUCGUGUUCAUACGGAUAUGCUGGUAGCUGUGUUGCUUGUUGAUGUGUUAGUUUGGGAUUUUUUAAAACAUAUUUUUAUACCAAGAGAAUAUAAAGUAAUGGUAAUAACAGUCUAAAACAAGAAGUGGAAGCUACUGGAUAUUCUUUUAACUUGGCACAAGAUUAAAUACAGAUUUUUUUUUUAUUCUGUUUCUUAAGUGUAAUUAGAGACAUACUGGCUGGAGAAAAUGUUUAUAAAAAUAAAUGCUUUCAUUUGAA